Messenger RNA from Rhopalosiphum padi (bird cherry-oat aphid), 3073 nucleotides. It is a transcript of the gene Naprt, whose product is annotated as nicotinate phosphoribosyltransferase. Gene Ontology annotation, molecular function: nicotinate phosphoribosyltransferase activity. NCBI's taxonomy places the organism in Eukaryota, Metazoa, Arthropoda, Insecta, Hemiptera, Aphididae. The transcript has 16 exons. The record is from RefSeq and is a predicted model, not a curated record. Gene Ontology annotation, biological process: NAD+ biosynthetic process. The coding region runs from base 572 to 2272 and encodes 566 amino acids.
GUUAUUGUCAACAAUUAUCUAUAACAUUCUCAUUCUGUGACUGUAAUAAAUAUUAAAUAAUAAUAUCACGUAUUAAUCACUUCAUAAUAUUAUGGACAACGAUGUGCUACUGCGCAUAAAUAAUAUUAUCUGUCUGAAUUCAGGUGCCAUGUCAAUAUUCAAAUAAAUCGUGCAUUCGUGCCGAGUGUUAGCAAAUGGCAAUGGCGGUUACUGGGCAAUGAACAUUGAACACAAAUACACAAUUUGCGUGUUGACAAAACGUACGCACCUAUAGUGGAUUAGUGGCUAUAAUAUGAAUGAGCGGGGAAUCGUGUUGCGUUUGGACUUUGGUAGUUCAGUGAUGUUCGCGGUUUAGACUUAAGAAUAAUCAGCAUUCACUAUUCACUUAAUCACUUUCGUCUUUCAGUCGUCCUGUGUUAGCGCUCGUGUGAGGUCGUCCGUUAUUGUUGAUCCAUAUUUUCAUUACAUGUGAUUUCGUUAAUGGAAGUGUGGACAACCGUUCAGGUGAAACUAAAGAAAUUAUUUUAAACCUACAGUUCACCUUAGACAUUUGUUAUACCCAAUUCACACAAUGAGUGUUGAUGAAAGCAAUAAUGUUCAUACGCGACUUCAGGUCCACAACUGUGUUGUGCAGCCUUUACUAACAGAUUUAUAUCAAAUUACUAUGGCUUAUGCAUAUUGGAAAUCAGAAAAAACAUCAGAUACAGCUGUAUUUGAUUUAUUUUUUCGUCAGAAUCCAUUCCAAGGCGAGUUCACCAUAUUUGGUGGUUUAGAGGAAUGCUUAAGAUUUUUGGAAAAUUUCAGUUAUUCUGACAGUGAUAUUGAAUAUUUAAAAACGGCAUUACCACCAACAAUUGAACAAUCAUUUUUUGGAUAUUUAAAGGAAUUGACUGCUAAAGAUGUGAAAUUAUAUGCUAUUGAUGAAGGUUCAGUUGUAUUUCCAAGGGUGCCUUUAAUCCGAGUCGAAGGACCUUUAAUUGUUGUUCAACUUCUAGAAACUACUUUAUUAACAUUGGUCAACUUUUCUAGUUUAAUGGCAACAAAUGCAGCUCGAUAUAGAAUGGCAGCAGGUGAUAAUGUAUCAUUAUUAGAAUUUGGAUUAAGGCGAGCCCAAGGUCCUGAUGGUGGUUUGUCUGCUUCUAAGUACGCAUACAUUGGAGGAUUUGAUGGAACAAGCAAUUUACUUGCUGGAAAAAUGUUCAAUAUACCAGUUAAAGGAACUCAUGCUCAUGCAUAUAUAACAUCAUUUUCUAAUCCUAGUGAAUUAAAAACAAAGACCUUAAUUAAUUUAAAUAAUGGCAAAGAACAAGAUUUGAUUGAUUUAACUUUAUCAUGGCGUACUACACUAUCAAACCUUUUACACAUAUCUGAAAGCCAAGCAUCUGAUGGAGAACUGGCCGCUCUUGUUUCAUUUGCAAUUGCUUUUCCAGAAGGUUUUGUAGCACUCAUAGACACUUAUGAUGUAAACAAGUGGCAUUUCUUAGGACCAAAAGAACUACCUGUCAUUUCAAGUUUUGGAAGUGGAAUUUUGAAUUUCUGUGCUGUAGCCUUGGCAUUAAAUGAUCUUGGAUAUAAAGCUAUUGGUGUUAGAAUUGAUAGUGGUGAUUUAGCAUAUUUGUCAAAUAAAUCCCGUGAAACUUUUGUUAAAGUUGCAAGCGAAUAUAAUAUACCGUGGUUUGCUAAUUUAACAAUAAUCGCAUCAAACGACAUCAACGAAGAAACUAUUUGGAGUUUAAAUGAUCAAAAGCAUAGUAUUGACUGUUUUGGAAUUGGAACUCAUCUUGUUACAUGUCAAAGACAACCAGCUCUGGGUUGUGUUUAUAAAUUAGUUGAAGUAAAUGGCACACCACGAAUUAAAUUAAGUCAAGAUGGUAGUAAAAUUACUAUGCCUGGUAAAAAGGAUGCUUUUCGCCUAUAUGGUGCUGAUGGAUUUGCUUUGAUAGACUUAUUGAAAAAGUCUGUUGAAGAUCCACCUGUAGCCAAAACAAAACUUCUUUGCAGACAUCCGUUUGAUCAAAAAAAAAGAGCAUUUGUAGUACCGUCUACAAUAAAACCAUUAUACAAAGUUUAUUGGGAAAAUGGACGUAUAAUGCAACGACUACCAGAAUUAAGAGAAGUCCGAGAACACGUCAAAGAAUCUUUAAGAACAUUACGCCCUGACAUUAAAAGAAAUCUGAAUCCUACUCCUUAUAAAGUAUCCGUGUCAGAUGAUCUAUAUGAAUUUAUGCAUGAACUAUGGAUGCAAAACACUCCAAUUGGAGAAUUGUCAUGAUGUGAUGUUUAAUCUAAAUGACCAACAGAUAUCAGAUGAUGAAAUUAAUUUCAAAUUAAUCUCAACAACACGCUUGACUGUGCACUUCACUUAUACACAAGCUUUUAAGUUGUUUGACUAAAGAGAAUUAAUUUUGAGAUUAAGGAAUAAAUAAUAUUAUCUAACAAUUUCUAUAUGAAUAUACAUAUAUUUAACAUUUAGGUGCCAAUGUAUUAAUUACUUUUGAGCACAAGAUAUAUUUUGGUUAUUAAGUAGUGAUCACAGUUUAUAUUAUUCAAACUAAAUUUGGAAAGAAAUCAUUAAUUUUAUUUCAUGAUUUUUAAGUAUAUUUAAUUUAAUUUAUCACAAGAAUAAUGUAUACAAUGAACAAAAAUAAAUCAAACAAUUUCUAGUCUUGACAAUAAUAAUUUAUACGAGUACUUAAUGCAAUUUUUUGUUUAUUAUUUUAUUAAUAUUAAUACCAGAGUGUAUGGCAUUCCUUUUUUUGUUUUAAUUGUAUUAUUUUUGUGUUCACCUAUUUUUUGUUGAAAAAUAAUGUUGUUAACACUAUUUAAGUUUGUUUAGGUAAAAAAUGUAUGUAGAUAUUUAGAAAAUACAAAAGUUAAUUUUUGUAUUUUUUUGAAAAGUUUAUUUUUUUACUUGUGUAAUUUUGUUGAUUAUUUUAAUGUUAUAGAUAUAAAUUUUUUGGGUAUUUUAGGUAUUUAAAUGUUGUUUUUUUUUUUGAGAGAGAGAUCAAGAGAGCUUAUACGUUGUUAAUGUUUGAAUCGUAGAAUAAUUACACAUGUCUUUUUAGUAUCUCAA